AAACAGACUCACAACAGGCAAGGCACACACACACAGCUGAUCCUUUCCUGGGUUUAUCAAUUCACCGGUAAGAGAAAAAGAACAUCCUUUCUGUGCUGAUCGCCUGCGGCUGCGUCUGAUGAUGGACCUUCUAAAGUCAUUCUCUCAUCCCGAGGAAGUGAUGGCCUUGCUUCGAUUCAAGUUUGGAGGCUGUGAAGUUGUGAUGCCCAAAUGUGAUUUUAACUCCAUGUCACCAUCUCUGAAAACCUGUUACGAUUUGCUGAACAAAACAAGUCGCAGUUUUGCUGCUGUGAUUCAGGCCUUGGAUGGAGAACUCAGGAAUGCGGUGUGCAUUUUCUACCUGGUUCUCCGAGCUCUGGACACUGUGGAAGACGACAUGACGAUUCCGCUGGACCGCAAGGUGCCCAUGCUCGAUUCCUUCUACAAAAAUCUGGAGGACCCGCACUGGAAGUACAUGGAGAGCAACGACAAAGACAGGAUCGUGCUGGAGCAGUUCCCCUGUAUUUCCAAGGAGUUUCGAGAGUUGGCGGAGGUGUACAGGAAGCUCAUCUCGGAGAUCUGUCAGAAGAUGGGACACGGCAUGACAGUCUUUCUGGAGAGGAAGGUGGAUACCAUGGAGGAGUGGGAUGAGUAUUGCUACUACGUCGCGGGCCUUGUGGGCAUCGGUCUCGCGGGGCUGUUCUCUGCGUCGGGUCUGGAGGAUCCCAUUGUGGGCCAGGACAGCAAGCUGGCCAAUCAGGUGGGCCUGUUCCUGCAGAAGACGAACAUCAUCCGAGACUACCUGGAGGACUGGAACGACCAGCGAAUCUUCUGGCCCAAAGCUGCGUGGAGCAAGUACGCGGGUGACAUCGGAGAUUUUGCCCAGCCGGAGAAUCGAGAGCGAGCCCUGGAGUGUCUCAACGACCUCAUUACCAACGCCAUGGAGCUUGUGCCGGCGUCCAUGUUGUUCAUGAGCCGUCUGCAGAACCAGACCAUCUUCAACUUUGUGGCAAUUCCGCAGGUCAUGGCUAUAGCGACCUUGGAGCGAUGCUACAACAACCCAAAAGUGUUCACCGGCGUGGUCAAGAUCCGCAAGGGAGAGGCGGUCCGAAUGAUGAUGGGGGCCACGUCCUUUGACAAGGUCAAGGCCAUUAUGAGGCACUUUACGCUGGAGAUCAUGGAGAGAAUCCCAGAAAAGGACCCGAAUGCGUCCAAAAUGCAGGCGGUGUGCCAGAAAGCGCUGCAGGUGACGGAGACGAGCCAGGAAUAUUCCACCUCCAGCAUCUACCCGCCCCUGUACGUGAGCAUGGGGCUGAUGGUCUCGGCCAUAGCGUAUACGUACUGGUCGCAGGUGUCUCAGUGGUACAGCGACCUUUUGUGAGGUGUGUGUGUGUCUGUGUGUGUCUGGGCCAUAGCGUAUACGUACUGGUCGCAGGUAUCUCAGUGGUACAGCGACCUCUUGUGAGCUGUGUGUGUGUGUGUUGGCCAUAGCGUAUACGUACUGGUCGCAGGUAUCUCAGUGGUACAGCGACCUCUUGUGAGGUGUGUGUGUGUGUGUGUGUGUAUGUAUGUGUGUAUCUGUUGUGUGUGUGUGUCUUGCAGUGGUGCAGUGAUCUCUUGUGAGGUGUGUGUAUAAGCUUGUGUGUGUAUGAGCUUGUGUGCGUGUUUGUGUGUGUACAUAUGUGUAUCAGUGGUGUGUUUGUGUGUGUGUAAAGGGACAUUGUUGUAUAUGCUUCCCAACUUGACAAGUCUUUGUUUUGUUCUCAGCUGAGAAGCCUGCAACACUUCCCAUUUUAACUUUUGAUCCAGUGUUAUAUAUAUCAUGAUGCCUCCCAGUAUAAUGACACUGUGAUAUUGGGACAAAGAAAAAGAUUGUAUGAUUCCGAAUAUCGAUCAGAUAAAAUGUCGAUACUUUUUUGUCUCAAGCGUUUUCUCAGAGUCCGAAAUGUUGUGAAGAAUAAAUCACAGAAGUGUGUGGGCCAGGAGGGGAUUCACUUGGGGCCAGCCAGAUUUUCUUUUAUGGAUGGGGCAAAAGCUACCAUUUUGGCACAAUUGGCCAAAUUUGAUUGAUUUCGACUGUGACUUUCAAAAUCAAAUGCAUAAGUUUGGGGUUUUUUCAAGGUCGAGAGUCGGAACUCAGGUUCUAGAACAAUCUGUUAUCUAUUUGGUUGCUUAUUCAAGGUUAUGUAAUAAUCCGUUAGCCUUUUUUUCUUCUUUUUUUUUUUUGCUUAAUGGAGCGAAUGGUUCAAUCCUUUAACCCCCCUGUGUUUUUGUUUUUUGAGGCCAUAAUAUAACCCCAUAACCCAUCAUUUGUUUUUUUGAGGCUAUGAUAUAACCCCAUAACCCAGCAUUUGUUUUUUUGAGGCUAUAGAAUAGUCGAAUCUGUAAACCCUUCACAUGCUUAUUUGAGGGUAUAAUCAAUUUUCUGUUUUCUUUGUAUGUCAAUUUUAUUUCUGUUUCGGUUGUUACACCUCCUUCUUUCAUAUAUCAAACAUCUAUCAUUCUAAUCUUCGGCACUUCCAUAACCUAUUGAUGUCGCAAGUACCGUAAAAGUCUCACUCUAACUGUACAAUCUCCAGGUGUUGCAGCUGUAGGACAUGUCAGUGUUGAUGGGUGUGUAUACUGUUGUAUUAGGAGGGGAGGGUCUGCACACCCGCCAAAUACUCCGAUAAAAUUAGAGGCCUCUGAUUAUGUUUUUUUUUAUUUCCCCCCAUCGAAGAACCUUUAUCAGAUUUACAUCAAGUUCCUUUUUUUUUGUUGCUUUUACUUGAAUUCCAUUUUUUUUCUGGGCCCGUAUGCACCUUAUAAAUGACGUGAAGCUACAUAUUUUUAUUAGUGUUUAUUUGUGUGUAUCAGCAAUACGCUUUUAUUUGCCACAGUUUGUUUUUAAUGUAAUCUUAAAUAUACCGGGCUGCUUGUCCUGGAUCGAUAACUACAACCGGGCUGCUUGGUCUGGAGUCUCAGAUUUUUUUCCCCAAUUUCUGAUUUUUAAGGGAGGAUUUGGAAGAAAAUUCCAGUUGUUGGUCAUGGAGGGGUUGGUGGGUCUGAGUCUGUGUUUGCUGUGCUCUUGCACUAGAGGGGGGGGGGGGCUAUGCUCUCUCACUAGGGGGUGGGGGGGACGGGGGCUGUGCUCUUGUACUUGGGACUGCCACUUUUCCUGAAUCUCCCGCUCUAUUCUUUCCCAAGUACAUUGUCCUGAUGGGUGCUAUUUUGUUGCUUGCAAACUCAAACUCCUUCCAAAACUAAAACUAAGCACAGAUGUCUGUGGUGUAGCGGGUAGUCACUUCGCUGUCGUGCACAGGAGACCCGAGACCAAUUCCCGGGUGGGGAGAACUUUUUUAUCAAGUAUUUCGCGGUCUUUCGGGUGGGAUGUUGUAUCCCUAUCAGCUGGGGUUGGCCCUGACAGGCAGGGUUGGAAGCUGACCUCUUAAAUGAUGUAAGUUGUGUUGAUGGGGACGUGAAGCACCUUUGUGUUUGUAAAAACGAAGCUCUCCUCCAUUUGUUCACUCAUGCUUCUUGGAUGUGGGUAUUGUGAACACUCUGUGAGCUCCAGUGUGGUCUGUGUGGCUACUUCUCUCCCCUGUAUCUGUUUGCCUGCCCUUUUCCUGCGGGUAGUUUACCGUGUCGCUGGUAGGUCCUACUUCUUUUCUCUCCCUCUCAGUCCCUCUCCCCACCCUCGCUCAAAAUGACUGGUAUUGUGUCGAUGUGCUUCUGUUUCCUUGUCACUUAUUGCCGAUCAACGAUAUUUACCGCCCAGUUUCUUUGGAUUUUCCCCAAAAUGCCUUCGCCUUUGAUGGCAAGGGUUUUUACUAUAUGAGCCUUGUGAUGGCCAAGUGUUAAAAAAGUAAAAAGACUUUUUUCCCUGCCAAAAACUCUUUUAUGCACACUUCGUUGUAAAUCACAAUUCAAAAACCACAACUGUUCAAAAUUGAUUUCAGCCCGCCUGAAAGCACCAUGUGUCAGUCCUACUUUUUAUUCUUAUCUACCGUGUUUACCGCACUGUUCUGCUGUUUCCGUCUGUCUUACGUCUCUUUCCCCCGCACUAAAUGACCGUUUUGGUGUCGACGUGCCUCUCAUUCUAAUUAACUUGCCGUUAAACUCCAACAAGACAUUUAUUUGCACAAUCUUACUCUUUUGGCAACACAAAAAUCUUUGACGGUUCACGGUAGAACACAAGAAUGGACUUGUCACCCUGACCAGGCUUUACUGUCAACUUUCUACUCAGUUGUGUUGUUGUAGAGAGAUGUACGUCGUUAUUUCUUUGCCCACACAUUUCUAUUUCUAUUGUGAUCAUUUUCUCUUCUUUAAUUUUUAUUCUCUCUUUAAGUGUAUUCUUGUUCUGAUCAAGUUUACUUGACAAACACAUUUACAUGUAGCCUACACUGUUGUUAUUUUUAGAACUUAAGUUUUACCGGUAUUCAUAAACUUAUUAUUUGUCAGCAGUUUAUGUUGCUAGUCGUUUUAUUGGGGUUUUUUCUUCUGGAUUUGUAAUAAUAGUGCCAUAAUAUUUUCUCAUCUUUUUUCUGCUUUUCAAACUUAAUUUCUGUUUUUGUAAUGUGAGUGAGUGCACAAGCUGUUAUAUUGAUGGUUUUCCCAGUGAUUUGUCGAAGGAGGAUUUUGUCAUUUAAAAUCAUUUCCUGU
Molecule: messenger RNA, 4620 nt
Organism: Aplysia californica (California sea hare)
Lineage: Eukaryota; Metazoa; Mollusca; Gastropoda; Aplysiida; Aplysiidae
Product: squalene synthase
Exons: 9
Coding region: 119-1360 (413 amino acids)
Biological process (GO): cholesterol biosynthetic process; farnesyl diphosphate metabolic process
Cellular component (GO): endoplasmic reticulum membrane
Molecular function (GO): squalene synthase [NAD(P)H] activity
Source: RefSeq, a predicted model, not a curated record